AAGAUCUUUACCCCCGCGUACGAUAGAUAAUAAUACCUUUGUUCCUUCCUUCUUGAGAUCGAGAGCCGACGACGACCCACACCUCUUCCUCCUGGUCAUCGCCGCGUCACAGAGACUCGCUUGACCACCUAAUUCUUGACUCGACCUUCCUGUAAUCGCGAUCUAUUUUCCACGAUGCUUGACUCCAACAACGUUUGAGAGAAAAGCCAUCACCUAUAAUUUCCAACACAAGCUAAUUCGAUUUAAAAACUCAUUUCAGGGUUUUAUACAAUGGAAACGUCGUCAAACUCUUCUCCACGGAGAAACUCAUCAAUCCUCUCAGCUUCUAACCUAAUCCAAGCUCCAAUAUCUACCUUGUUAGAGUAUUCCGGUCUAUUUCGACCACGAACUAAUCCUAGCCCCGAGGCGGAAACUCUCGUUUCUAAUGAUGAUUCUCCAGUGAUUAAUUCCAAUGGAGGAGAGGUUGCGAUUAGGAUAAUCGGGAACGCGGAGCAGGACGCUGCUGCUGCUGCUGCUGCUGAAAGUGAUAUCACUGGUGCUGCUCAGAGUGAAGUUCCGGGCUCUUCUUCUUCUGGUUCUGGUCAAGAAGGGGCUUCUCAGGGUGAAUCUGGUGGUGGAGAUGGUGCGAGUAGAGAUUCGCCGUAUCAAAGAUAUGAUAUUCAGCAGGCUGCUAGGUGGAUUGAGCAGAUUCUUCCCUUUUCUUUGCUUCUUUUGGUCGUCUUUAUUCGCCAGCAUUUGCAGGGUUUCUUUGUUGCAAUUUGGAUUGCUGCUGUUAUGUUCAAGUCGAAUGAUAUUAUGAAGAAGCAAACUGCAUUGAAGGGUGAGAGGCAGAUCUCGGCUUUAAUCGGGAUCGCUGUAGCGUUUACGGCUCAUGUGGUUGGUGUUUAUUGGUGGUUUCGUAAGGAUGAUCUAUUGUAUCCCUUGAUCAUGUUCCCUCCCAAGUCCAUACCUCCUUUCUGGCAUGCCAUUUUUAUCAUUGUGGUCAAUGAUACACUUGUGAGGCAGGCCUCGAUGAUAUUCAAGUGUUUUCUCUUGAUGUACUACAAGAACAGUAGGGGUCGAAAUUAUCGUAAACAGGGUCAAUUGCUAACUUUGGUUGAGUAUUUGAUGCUUCUGUAUCGCUCUUUGCUGCCUACCCCUGUAUGGUACCGUUUCUUCUUGAACAAGGAUUAUGGAAGCCUCUUCUCCUCUCUUAUGACAGGGCUGUAUCUGACUUUCAAGCUCACUUCUGUAGUUGAGAAAGUUCAAUCUUUCUUUACGGCAUUAAAAUCUUUGUCACGCAAAGAGGUGCAUUAUGGAUCGUAUGCAACUACAGAGCAGGUGAAUGCUGCGGGAGACCUGUGUGCCAUCUGCCAGGAGAAGAUGCACACCCCAAUUCUACUUCGCUGCAAGCACAUGUUCUGCGAAGAUUGCGUUUCAGAGUGGUUUGAGAGAGAGAGGACUUGUCCUCUGUGCAGGGCCUUGGUGAAACCAGCAGAUCUGAAAUCAUUUGGUGAUGGAUCAACCAGCCUUUUCUUCCAGAUAUUCUGAUUAACAUAUGCAUACAAGGACACUACAAAAAGUACAAAUAGUGAACCACAAGCCCCUUGGUAGAGAGUAUUAUUACCCGUUUAAGUUGUGCACGAAAGACACCACUGAUGAUGCCCUUGAAGAUGUUUAUACAAUCUCAUUUGUUAAUAUGAAUGAAAAUCGCCUUUUAUACAUUGCUUAGCCCAGAAAAAAAAAAGAAUUCAGUAAUCAAAAAAUCGUAUUUAUUCAAUAUGAAAAAAUUCUUAUUACAAUUAUCAAACAGUUUUUAUUUUCAUAAUGGUAAGAAAAUUUAACUCAACCGACUUACAAGACCUAUAAACCAGCCUGUGUAACACUUAUGGAUAAGCUUAAGCUUUCUUUUUAUCUACACAGUCUCUCCUCUUGCUUUAGCUCUGAGGUUUAUGUAAUGGAACAAGAACCUGCUUCAUCGCCAACAAACACUUUCACAAGUCUCCCCAUCUGUUUCUCCCAUAUAAACCACCUACCAUCAUCGCUUCCACUCGCCAUAUAUUCACCUGAAAUGUUCACAGUAAGUCAAUAAUGGAGUUGCAUUGAGACACCAACAAGUAUUUUGCAACAAGAAUAGACUUACUAACCUCUCUGUCCAAGAAAACUGGCUUGUUUAAUAUCAGUUCCAACGUUACAGUGGCCAACAUAUCUACGCUUCAUAUCAAU
Molecule: messenger RNA, 2205 nt
Organism: Eruca vesicaria subsp. sativa (arugula)
Lineage: Eukaryota; Viridiplantae; Streptophyta; Magnoliopsida; Brassicales; Brassicaceae
Source: the annotation of a GenBank genome assembly